AUGGCGAGCAUUCAAUCGUCUGCGAGUAUGCUGUUAGACACCGAGACAGAGACAGAAACGAUGGCGACAUCAGUCAAAGAGAGACUCAUGCACCAGUUACGCAACAUGGAAGGCGACCAGAGGGCUUACCAUGACGAUUCUGAACGCACCAUCACCAGGCAAUUGCGAGAACUAAGUCAAUUACAGCACGAACAUGAAAUUCUGGCAACAAACAUAGCCCUGGCCACGUCCCCACAGAAGGUACGGAAGGAUAUUAAUGAUUCAACAGAGAUAAAGACACUGCUACAAAGCAAGGAGGAGUACGACUGCCUGGCUGAACAGGAGAAGAAUCUGAUUGCUAAGCUUGAUGCACAGAUAAAAGAACAAGAAGAUAAAAUUAUGAAGCACAAGAUGUCGACAGGCGGGAUGAGGAAUGUUCACCAACGACGGAGACAUUUGCAAAAACAAAUCCAUACUUUGGAGAAUCAACUAAACUUGUCGACAAUAAAGUUUAACUCCAUACUGACGGAAAAUUGCAAGCUCCGUGAAGAAAUUAAUGUUCUGAGAAUUAAUAAAGAGAUCUACACCAAACUAUACAACAAACUUAGCACAAAACUCCAAGAACAAAAGAAAAUAAUGAAAGAAAUAGUUGAGGAGUCUGUACAAGCUUAUGACCAACGGAUGGAGGCAGAAACUAGAAUACAUGCAGUGAAGGAACGAAGUGCAAAAGAUAUCCUGCUGUACAACACAGAAAUAAAGGAACUGAUGCGUGUUAUUGAUCACGAGACAAAACUCAAGGACUUCAUCCUGAUUAAAUUUCGACAGUUUUCGAAAGAAGAUCAUUCUCUGGAUAAGAUUAGUAAGAAAACUGCUCAGGAAAUUGAAUACGAGGCAUAUGAGGAAGUGUAUAAUCAACUUAGACAUUUGACUGGCAGAGACAAUCUUUACAGUUUGGGUGGUGAGUUUAUUGCCACAGAAGAGAAAAAUUAUGCACUGUUCAAUUUUAUAAAUGAAAUUAAUAUUCAACUGGAACACAAGCAAGAGAAGAUACAGAAUGUUAAGAUAGACCACACGUAUACCACACGUAUACCACACAUAAAUACAAUCAGUUCAAUUUCAAGCACAAUACGCACCAAAGAAUUUCUAAGAAGCAAAAAUAGAAUACACAUUUCUUAUUCUAAUUACUGGACCUGGAAUGAUUAUAUUAUUAAACCCACUGAUAAUUUUGCAUUUUUAAAUGUGCAGGAAGAAAUAUUACAAAUCCAAAACCAACGUCGCCAGAGCGAGGAAGAUAUGCACAAACUCAUCAAGGAGCUCGAGCACGCCCUUGAGGACACAACCCAGCAGACGAAUACAUAUGAAAGGAUGUACAUACAUGUUAGCAAAGCUCUGGAUCAACUGAAAUCCAACGUGGAAUCCCUUGCCAAGAAAAUACAUUGUGACUUAACACCAAUCCAGAGGAAAUUGUGCGGGAACGAUGGGAUCUUAAAUUUCAACGCACUGGAUUAUUUAGGCAUCAUUGAAAGGAAAUCAAUCGAUCUUCUACAGCUCCACAUGCUGACAAUCCAGUUAGCAGAGUUGAAGAAGGAAUCUCCCAUCCUCAGUCCUGCAAGCAGUUUAUCCAGUAUUCCCAAAGUGAACAUCAUGAUAGCUGGAGCAGAGCUGACCAGACAUGUGAAGCCUAUAAAAAUCUCCUCGCCGAUCAUCGAGGAUGAGGUUGACGUCGAGUUGGAGAAAGAAUCUGAUUCGGAGGUUUUAUUUCCCAUGAAUUACUACCAGUUGCGAGACCUAGUUUUACAUGAACUGGAAGGAGCAAAGUAGGGGGACAACGGCAUGAAACUAUCCCUGAAAAUUCAUCAGGAAUAGUGUGUAAAAACCUGUGAUAAUCGCUACCCGAGGAUGAAUCGUAAAUAAAUGUUGUUUUUA
Molecule: messenger RNA, 1905 nt
Organism: Amblyraja radiata (thorny skate)
Lineage: Eukaryota; Metazoa; Chordata; Chondrichthyes; Rajiformes; Rajidae
Product: coiled-coil domain-containing protein 63
Exons: 11
Coding region: 1-1800 (599 amino acids)
Biological process (GO): cilium movement; outer dynein arm assembly
Cellular component (GO): axoneme
Source: RefSeq, a predicted model, not a curated record